Molecule: messenger RNA, 957 nt
Organism: Neoarthrinium moseri
Lineage: Eukaryota; Fungi; Ascomycota; Sordariomycetes; Amphisphaeriales; Apiosporaceae
Exons: 2
Coding region: 1-957 (318 amino acids)
Molecular function (GO): monooxygenase activity; iron ion binding; oxidoreductase activity, acting on paired donors, with incorporation or reduction of molecular oxygen
Source: RefSeq, a predicted model, not a curated record
AUGCAAGAUCCAACCAUAAUUGAAAGCUUCUGGGAUGUGGACAAAGAUUUUGCCCUUCUAGGCCUUCAGGUGCUGCCUGGCCUUAUAGCACCUGCGGGGAGCCGCGGCAGAGAGCGGUUCUUUCAAGCUUUCCGAAAUUACUACGCUACGGACAGUGUCAAGACGGCAUCUCAUCUCAUUAAAGCGCGCUUCAACGUCAACAAGAAACAUGGAGUUUCGGAUGAAGACAUUGCGCAUUUCGACCUAGGCGUUUGUACUGCCCUGUUGGUCAACACUGUUCCGGCCAUAUGGUGGACGCUGUUCCAUGCCUUCUCGAAUCAGGCUCUGUUGAAAGAAUUACGCCAUGUUAUUGCGGCCGCAAUUUCUAGACAGUACAAGUCUCGAGAGCCUCUUACUGCUAUUUCUAUUGACGUACCACAUAUCAUCCAGACCGUUCCACUCAUAGAUUCGUUCGUCAAGGAAGUACUUCGCGUCCAUAGCAAUAGCAUGUCUGCCCGGUUGCUGCUCCAGGACAAAGUGAUUGAAGAUGACAAAGGGACAUCUUACCUUCUCAAGAAGGGCUCAUUCCUUGCCAUGCCCUCCGCACCUGUGCACGCAAGCACAGACGCAUGGGGCCCAAAUGCAUCGACUUUCGAUCCAGCACGCUUCCUUCACCUACAAGGCGACAGAAUCUCCAGGUCCGCAUAUCGGGCUUUCGGUGGCGGGCACGCCUUGUGCCCAGGCAGACAUUUUGCAAUGAAUGAGAUCAUGGGAAUAUUGAUAAUUAUGGUUAUGAAGUACGAUAUUUCACCCUUAGACGGUGAUUGGAGCAUUCCAGAGACGAGAGACCAUAUUUCAACAAGCGUCAUGACACCAGGCAGGGACUUCCUCGUCAGGAUUAAACCAAGAGAAGAAUUGCAAUACAUGGGUGGUAACUUUGUCUGGCGGUUUCAGAAGAGGACUGGAAGAAGUGAGUAG